AUGCUUGUGUUGACAUGUUCUGCUGCACAGCGUUUGGAGAACGUUUCUCAAAGCAGCCUUGAUGAAUACAGCCUGAAGCAAAUGAGUGACCGUGUGGACAGCAGGAGGCAGACAGCUGCUGAGGGUGGAGAGCAGAGUCUCUUUGGAACUACUGGAGACACUCAGGACCCCCCAGGCCAAGAUGUCUACACGCCAUAUUUCGUCUACGUGUUGGCAUUUUUCUCUGCCCUGGGAGGUUUCCUCUUUGGGUAUGACACUGGAGUGGUUUCUGGGGCCAUGCUGCUCCUGAAAAAGGAGAUGAACCUCAAUGCUCUGUGGCAGGAGCUGCUGGUUUCCAGCACUGUUGGGGCGGCAGCACUCUCUGCCCUCGGUGGGGGCUCCUUGAAUGGCUGGCUGGGACGCAGGAUUUGUAUUCUUGUGGCCAGCUUCAUCUUCAGUGUCGGUGGAGUUGUACUGAGUAUUGCCCAGGACAAAAUGGUCCUUCUUGCUGGCAGAAUCAUAGUGGGUUUGGGUAUCGGCAUUGCUUCCAUGACAGUCCCUGUAUACAUCGCAGAAGUUUCUCCCCCUCACCUGAGAGGCCAGUUAGUCACGAUCAAUGCCCUCUUCAUCACUGGUGGCCAGUUUGUUGCCAGCAUAGUUGACGGGGUCUUCAGUUACUUGAGCCACAAUGGAUGGAGGUACAUGUUAGGCUUGUCCAUCGUACCUGCAGUGCUGCAGUUCUUUGGCUUCAUCUUCCUGCCAGAAAGCCCACGCUGGCUCUUGCAGAAGGGCCGGAGCGAAGAGGCAUGUCAUGUUCUCAGCCAGAUCCGAGGGGACCAAAACAUCGAUGAGGAGUAUGAUGUCAUCAAAGCCAGCAUCGAGGAGGAGGAGCGAGACUCGGGGACAGGAGGAGUUGUUCUUUUACGCAUCCUCCGCCACGGUCCAACUCGACGGGCUCUUGUUAUUGGUUGUGGCCUCCAGAUGUUUCAGCAGCUGUCUGGCAUCAACACGGUUAUGUACUACAGUGCAACCAUCCUCCAGAUGGCAGGGGUGCGGGAUGACAAACAAGCGAUCUGGUUGGCUGCAGCAACUUCAGCCACCAACUUCGUGUUCACCUUGGUUGGAGUUUGGCUUGUGGAAAGAGUGGGCCGCAGGAAACUGACUCUGGGCAGUCUUUUAGGUACUGGUCUGAGUUUGACUUUGUUGGCAGUCGGGUUCCUGGUGUCUGCCCAGAACUCACCGCCUAUUACCCUCCACCCAGUGGACCCUCACAAUUCAACCUGCAGACUUUAUAGCUCUUGUGACUUCUGCAUGUUGGAUCCAGAUUGUGGGUUUUGUUACCGUGACAACGGAACCGCCGUGUUCGAGUCUUCCUGCGUUCCUGUCAGUCAGGCGUCCACAGAUCAUGCAGCCUGGGGAAGGUGUUCUAAUCGUACAGAAGAAAGUGAUGGCCUAAUUUGGGCUUACAAUUACUGUCCUACGUCCUACUCCUGGAUAGUCCUGGUGGGCCUCAUCCUUUACCUUGCAUCCUUUGCUCCAGGUAUGGGCCCCAUGCCGUGGACAGUGAACUCGGAGAUCUACCCACUCUGGGCACGCAGCACUGGCAACGCCUGCUCAGCUGGUGUCAACUGGAUCUUCAACGUUCUUGUGUCUUUGACUUUCCUUCACGUCGCAGAGUAUUUGACAUAUUAUGGUGCGUUCUUCAUGUACACGGGCCUGGUGGUGUUAGGGCUCCUCUUCGUCUACGGCUGCCUUCCAGAGACCAAAGGUUUACAGCUGGAGGACAUCGAGAACCUGUUCACCGGGCAACUCUGCUUUUGUGGAGGCUCCGCCCCCAACGACAAACGCUACGCUCACUACGUUCGGGUAAAAGGCAGCAACUACCUCCAUUCUGACAACAGUGCCUCUGAUGUAGAGUAG
This is a messenger RNA of Nematolebias whitei (Rio pearlfish), 1899 nucleotides long. Its product is annotated as proton myo-inositol cotransporter-like. Bases 1 to 1899 code for a protein of 632 amino acids. The record is from RefSeq and is a predicted model, not a curated record. Gene Ontology annotation, cellular component: membrane. Gene Ontology annotation, biological process: transmembrane transport. Gene Ontology annotation, molecular function: myo-inositol:proton symporter activity. Lineage: Eukaryota; Metazoa; Chordata; Actinopteri; Cyprinodontiformes; Rivulidae. The transcript is spliced from 12 exons.